AAGACACUAUGUUGCGGAUCGACAUGGAAGACUGGAACGGGAAAAGGUACUACGCCAUCUACGACUACUUCCGGGUAGACGGACCCGACGACAACUACCGCCUACACGUGUCUGGUUACCACGGCAACGCCGGGAAUUCCAUGACGUCACUAUGGGAAAACCACGAUGGAAUGCCCUUCAGCACCAAGGACAAGGACAAUGACGGGCGCUUCUAUGACUCAUGUGCCGGCAACCACCACGGAGCUUGGUGGUUCAACAACUGUUUCGAAGCCCACCUCAACGGCAAAUACUAUCACAAAGGCUUCCACAAGGACUACUUCCAGAGGGAUGGCAUCCAGUGGAACACCAUCCACAUGUACUCAUCACUCAAGGCCACCCAGAUGAUGGUCAAGCCUACCGACAACCCCAGGAGCAACACAUCCAACGAGGUCACGGCAGAUGUGUAA
Messenger RNA from Candidula unifasciata, 446 nucleotides. NCBI's taxonomy places the organism in Eukaryota, Metazoa, Mollusca, Gastropoda, Stylommatophora, Geomitridae. The record is from the annotation of a GenBank genome assembly.